ACGCCCCGCCGCCGCCAUGGCGCGGGCGCUGUCCAGUCAGUCGCUGGUGGUGGUGGUGGCUACUUCCCUUCAGGAAGCCCGGUCUCCGCCCCCUCCUCCCACCCCGUCUGCUCCGCGGCGGAGGCGGCGGUGGCGGCAGCGGUUGUCCCUGCCUCUCCGCCACCUCCACCUCAGCCUAUCCCCCGACCGGUGGCGUUGGCGGGGAGGGGGGCCGUAGUUGUAGACGGCCGCCCCUGCCUCAGAGAAGAUACGACGUCGAAUGAACAAAGACUGAACUUUUUACAGAUACCUUUUGGAAAAGGCUUGUAAGGAGUAGUGCCAUAGUUUGAAUCACAGUGGAUUCCACGUUAUGAGGUGAAUGGGAGAGGAGUAUUGAACAAAAAUAGAUUUUUAAAUCUCUGCAUCAUGGUUUUUAGCUCCUCAGUGGUUGCACAGUCUCUCUAUUUGGGGAAAGUUCAUGCUAAAAAACUGAAGCAAUUAAUGGGUGAAUAUGAUCAAAUUUCUCCACCAAGUUCUCAACCUGACAAGGCAUCCCCAAACCAUUUUACAAACGUCCUGUUAUUAUUAAGUCUGACAAUACUCUAGUCAGAGAAUCCCUUAUUGUCAACCUAAUGAAGCACUCAAAGAAGACAUAUGACUCUUUUCAAGAUGAACUUGAAGAUUAUAUUAAAGUGCAGAAAGCCAGAGGCUUAGAGCCAAAGACUUGUUUCAGAAAGAUGAGAGAGGAUUAUUUGGAAACCUGUGGGUACAAAGAAGAGGUUGAUUCUAGACCCAGGUGCAGAAUGUUUGAUCAGAGGCUCCCUUAUGAAAGCAUCCAGACCUACCCGAGAUCAUGUAGGGUUUCACAGACAAUGGAAAAGCAGUUACCUCACUGGCUGCCAGCUCGUGACAAUAGGCUGAGACUAGGCUCCCUGAGCUACCCUCAGUUCCCCAGGGACUGCUUCUUGGGAGAACCAGUACCCCUGAACCUUAGUCAGCACGAGUAUAAUCAUAGCUCCUACAGUGUGGAAUCUGGAGUCCACAAGCCCCUCUCCUCAGAGAACAGUACCCGUGCCCAUCACGCUAGUGCCCAUCACAUCCAUCAGAGGAGGAAGAGGCACCUCGAGGAAGGCAGAGAAAAACCAGAGGAGGAGCGGCCCAGGCAUAAGAGGAAAAAAGCUUGUGAGGAAGUAGAUUUAGACAAACACAAGCGCAUCCAGAGAAACAGAACAGAGGUGGAAACAGUCGGAGUCAGCACAGAAAAGCCUACCAACCGAAAGGAGAAAAAAAGCCGAGAUGCAGCCUCUAAGAAAGAGGAACGUAAGCGUAGAAAAGAGAAAAAGGAACAAGGCGAAGAAAGGACAGACGAGGAGAUGCUUUGGGACCAGUCUAUCCUUGGGUUUUGAAGCUCUUGGGUUGGUUCUCCCGAGGUUAGGUUGAAAGAUUAGUUGAGGAGCCUGGUUUUAUGAUGUUCGUGCUCAUAUCGCUCUUCCCACGUGAACAGGUGCAAAGGUUAAGUGGACAGAAAACAUUUAGUGUGUUUGCUCUCCAACAUGGAAAUUGCUUUUCCUCAUUUUCUAAAAUCAUUACUGUAUUUUUCUCAUACACAGUGUAAUUUCCCUUAACAAGAGUAGCUCUGCCUUUAUUCAUCAAGUUGCUAUGAUGGUGGAAGUAUUUUUCCCUUGGGAGGUCAUUUAUUUUAAAUUGGAGGAUCAAAAGGCUUUGCAGAAUCUACUUCUUGAUUGGGUUUUAGUUUGGAGUGGCGUAUUUUUAUAUUCAUUAGUUUUCUCUAUGAACCAAUUUAGAUUGAUUUUUCUUUCCCUUGUUAGAUCUCAUUUACAGUAUAUUUUCUAAGAUGAAAAGUGGAAAAUGAAAUACCUUAUAAUAAGUUUAUGUUAUAUACAGUUUUAAAUGUUUCAAAGAGUCUUGAUAUAAAAUCAGUUUAUAUUCUGGAAAUGUUUAUAAUAUAAUAAAAUGUUCUAAUUUCUACA
Sus scrofa (pig) is the source of this 1970-nucleotide messenger RNA. The record is from RefSeq and is a predicted model, not a curated record. NCBI's taxonomy places the organism in Eukaryota, Metazoa, Chordata, Mammalia, Artiodactyla, Suidae.